UAAUGUUUAUUGAUCUUGUAUAUUUUAUUCCGUAUGUAAAAUAUUUCUAAAUCAAUGAAUGUAUGUCAUAUUUUUAUUUCUUAGAUAUUUAAUUCUUCUAAUCAGUUUAAUUCGAGAAAAAAAUACUAAAGUUAAAGAAAUUCUUAAAGUACUUGGAAUUGAACCUAUUUUAAAUAAUUUUGCUCAAGCAAUUCGAACAUUAAUUAUUCUUUGUUUUUUAACUGUAUUAUUAUGUAUUAUAUUUAAAUUAAAAUUAAAAUCUGAUGAAUAUUUUCAUACAGUUAGUCUGGCUUUUCUUUUUCUUGGAUAUUUAAUAUAUGCUUUACAAUUAAUAUCAUUUUGUAUAAUGAAUGUACAACUAUUUGAUAAAACUAUUCGUGCAGUAUUAGGCACUUUUUUCAUACAUGCUCUAUCAAGAUUUAUAUAUUCAUAUGCUGUUGUAUGGCCAACAGCUAUACAAUAUAUAUUGAUAUUUAUUAGUCCCUAUAUUGCUGGACGUUCGAUUUUUCAACAAGCGAUUUUACACGAUUUAGCAUAUAAAGAUGUAGCAUUCUUUCAAGCAAUUUACCGUCAUGUACCAAUAUAUUUUGUAACAUUGUUUAUUAUGAUUGUUAGUUGUGUUUUCUAUUGGAUUUUAUCUUGGUAUUUGGAAAAAGUUUUUCCAGGUGAAUAUGGUAUUCCACUUGAUUGGAAUUUUCUUUUCAAACGAAAUUAUUGGCGUUUGGAAAAAGUUAAUUAUCCUACUGAAGCAGUUCCUGGUCGUGCUGUACCUCUUAAAGUAACUCAUUCGAAUAGUACACCUAUUGUACAUGUAGAUCAUCUUGUUAAACAAUUUGGUCCAGAUAAAAUUGCCGUUAAUGAUGUAUCAUUUGAUUUAUAUGAAAAUCAAAUAACAUCAUUACUUGGACCAAAUGGUUCAGGUAAAACAACCAUAUUCAAUUGUUUAAUUGGAAUACAUAGACAAACAUCGGGUACAAUAACAAUGGAAAGUGAAGAUGGAAGAGAUUUUGAUACACGAACAAAUAUGGAAUUAUUAAGAAAAUCGAUGGGUUAUUGUCCUCAACAUGAUAUUCUUUUUGAUUUAUUAACUAUAAAAGAACAAAUUGA
Messenger RNA from Adineta steineri, 1107 nucleotides. NCBI's taxonomy places the organism in Eukaryota, Metazoa, Rotifera, Eurotatoria, Adinetida, Adinetidae. The record is from the annotation of a GenBank genome assembly.